AUGGUGUUUGGGUGCUCAAUAUUCUCUAUUCUCGCAAACAAGUUCGGUAUCAAGAAGGUGUUAAUUCUUGGUACUUUGGGUUAUGCCCCUUACUCGGCUUCACUUUACGUCAACAAUCGAUAUGGCGUUGAGUGGUUUGUUCUCUUCGGUGGUGCCACUUGCGGCAUCGCAGCAUCUGCACUCUGGGCCUCCGAGGGUGCCAUCGCACUCGGAUACGGCGAUGUAAAGGAUCGUGGAAAGUUCACGGGUAUUUGGCUUGGGCUUCGCGAGCUCGGCCAGCUAAUUGGUGCAUCUAUCCAAUUGUCUUUGAAUGUGAAUAAUGGAAGUCGCGGCAAAGUCUCGUACACAACAUAUCUAGUGUUGAUCGGCCUCCAGUGCCUUGGCUUACCGCUAGCAUUACUCAUUUCAUCACCGGAGAAGAUCAUCCGACGAGAUGGAAGGAAGAUUCCUGACCCGACGCAGAACAAAGCGGUACUGGCAGAGUUUCGCAAGCUAUGGAAUUUGUUGAAGAAAAAGCAGAUGUAUCUUCUCAUCCCCAUCCUUACCGGUUUUAAUUGGAACGGAACGUAUCUUGGCAUAUACUUGACCAAAUAUUUCUCCGUUCGAGCAAGAACCCUCGGCUCGUUGACUUCCGGUGUUGUUGCGACGGUCGCCAAUAUUUUCUGGGGAUGGUUCUUCGACCGCCCCUUUCUGAGACGGCCCACCCUGGCACGAUUCACGUGGGCAUUCUUUGCUGUGUUCAUGACCGCAUUAUUUGGCUGGCAGUUCGCAAAUGAGAAGCUGUACUCUGGUAGCAAUCCAAAGGUCACACUUGAUUGGGCAAAUCCAGGGUUCGGUAGAGGAUUUGCAGUCAUGGUUUUGAUGAGGUAA
Messenger RNA from Phaeoacremonium minimum UCRPA7, 870 nucleotides. RefSeq names its product putative duf895 domain membrane protein. The record is from RefSeq and is a predicted model, not a curated record. The transcript has 2 exons. Gene Ontology annotation, molecular function: transmembrane transporter activity. Bases 1 to 870 code for a protein of 289 amino acids. Gene Ontology annotation, biological process: transmembrane transport. NCBI's taxonomy places the organism in Eukaryota, Fungi, Ascomycota, Sordariomycetes, Togniniales, Togniniaceae.